AGUACAACAGAAUGCAUUUGGUUGCGUUUUGGUUAUCACUCUGCAUUACUGCGCGCUCUGGAAAGAAACUGAAGUGCAUCAAGAGGAAAUUGAGUUAAGACUUAAAGCCUGAAUUCCUGCCAAGUCAGUCAGUGCUUUCUAUCUUCGGUCAAGGUCCUUUCACAUGUUAACGUGCAAAGCCUCGGGAACAUGAGGUGGGAUACAGAAGCCGAACAAUCGUAUGGACUAAACGAAAUGGCGCAAUAUGAACUGCAGAGCGCGUGAGGGGGCGUGAGGAUGUGUUGGGAAAAACUACACGCUCCUUGGGGGAUGGCUGUCCUAUAUAAUGUAGUGCAUUCCAUUAAUUGAAAAAGAUCAGCCGUGUUUUUACGGGAAAAGUGAAUUAGUCAAGACUCUUCUACCAUUCCCCACCCAAACCCCCUCUCUGUCUCUCCCCCCACCCCUCUCACGCGCACAAACGAUCACGCACCGCCACGAGAAUGAGAAGAAACGCUCCUGGCUGCUGUGGAUCAAAUAGGACGAUUUAAAACUGUGAUGGCAGAUUCUGCUUAUAAACCCAAAUGGAUAUUAAGAAAGAAGGAUCUGGUCGUAUGGUGGCUUGAAGAAGCCUACUUUAUCAACAAAAACCUACAAUGUGUGGCAAGCCAUUUUAACACUUAUUCCUUAAAACUGGUAUCUUUUUGUGAUUCCUAUUUCAGCUAUUUACUUUCCUAAUAUAAACUCCAGUUAUUGCUGAUAGCCUACCUAUUCCAGUUUGAGUAAUAUUUAUUUAUUAUUUAUUUAUUCUUCAUUUCCAUGCAACUAAAUAGUUGACGCAAAUUUACGAGACACUUAUUUGAAUUGUUAUUAAUAAGAUUUUUAAUCUUGUAAGAUUUAUCGAACUAAACUAUAUCCAUAAAUAUUUUGUUAUAGAUAGGCUUAAUUGUGUGUAUAUGUAUUAUGGUUUCCAUAGAAAUAUUUCCUGCACCACUGUUUUCAACAUUGAUAGUAAAAAGAAAUGUUUCUUGAGCACCAAAUCAGCAUAUUAGAAUGAUUUCUGAAGGAUCAUGUGACAGUGAAGACUGGAGUAAUGAUGCUGAAAAUGUAGCUUUAUACCAUCAUAAGAAUUAGCCUACAUUUUAAAAUAGGCCUAUAUUAAAAUAAAAAAUAAAAAAAACAUUUUUUUUUAAAUUGUAAUAAUAUUUUACAACAUGUGUUUUGAUUAAAUAAGUGUAGCCUUGGUGAACAUAAGAGAAUUAUUUCAAAAAUAUUAAAAAAUCUUACCAACCCCAAACUUGUGUGUGUGCGUGCGUGCGUGUGUGUGCGUAAAAUUUAUUUUAAAUAAGUAGCUACUAGUUUCUUUAAGGAAUAAGUAUUAAAGUGGCUUGCCACAUACAGUGUGGCGAUCGUAGCAGAUAUGUAAAGCCGACUACACAUUUCUUCAAAUAAAGCCUUGACGACGAAUCUCAGGUCUUCUAGAUGUCAACUGUUAGACAGAUAUAUCAGAGAACUAGCUGACACUGGCAUUGCUCUUUUUCGCGAGACAUUACCAGCGACGUCGGAGCGCAAAGGCAGUAGCAUCAGUAAUCAGACUAGGACGCUCUCCUCAGCUCCCUCCCAACCGCACAGCUGAGGCGGAUUCAACUGCAGCACUGGGGGAACGUAUCGCUGGAUGUGGGUGAAGACUGUGUGAAUGCGCGUGUAGGCUCAUACGCUGGGAUAGCGAGAUCUGGUCAUCCUAACCCUAUGCGCCUUAAGAACACUUCCCAAUCUGGCGGGUUCAGGAAUGAGGCAGGUGUAGCGGCGAGGGCGCAUCCAUGAGCGUCUUCUCCCGGGACGGCAUGUUUUUAGUUUAACCGGAUUUGUUGAACAGACUGGGGAAGAGGAAAGGCGAGUUCGGAAGUUUUGAUGCAUAUGAUCACAACCACCAUGAUUUUUAUGAUCCUCGGUGCUUCAGUUGUCAUGGCGAUAGCGUGUUUAAUGGACAUGAACGCACUCCUGGACCGCUUUCACAACUACAUCUUACCGCAUUUACGAGGGGAAGACCGCGUCUGUCAUUGCAACUGUGGAAGGCAUCAUGUUCACUACGUAAUUCCAUAUGAUGGAGACCAUUCGCUCGUGGACUCGUCUGAGAAUUACUUUGUGAGUGACAGUGUGACCAAACAGGAGAUGGACCUCAUGCUGGGGCUGUUGCUGGGCUUCUGUAUCAGCUGGCUGUUGUUGUGGCUGGAUGGAGCUUUGCACUGUGCUGUGAGGGCCUGGAGAGCCAGUCGCUAUUAUGAUACCCCUUCCUGGUCGUGGUUGCCACAGUUCUGCAACCUUCGGGACCUCCGUAGACGCGCACAGCUUCGGCAACUGGAGGAUUCCAGCGGAAACAUGGUGCACAUCAAGCAGAAGCUCUAUCACAAUGGUCAUCCCAGCCCCCGCCACCUCUGACUUUAACAGCAGUUUCCCCAAAACUGCUCCAUUACCAGCUGCUGCCUCAGAGACCCACUUUAAUUGUUCCACUACAUCUUUUAGACCUUCAAGAACCACUCAAGUAUUUGCCAAAAGAAGAAAGAAGAUUAUUGUUGACAAUAUGCUGAUCUGUGUCCACGUUCGCCACGUUUGGCGAAUGGUUUAGAAAGGUUUUUUCUGUACAGGCAUUUUAUUUCCAAUUGCUGAUUCUAGGCAUGCACUUUUAGAAUGGGGGAGGAUGCAAGAAAUGGUUUUAUGAGACAUUGGGAGUCAAUUCAUGUUUAUUCCUUGCUUUUUUCCCCCCACCUUUUUUAGCUUUUUCAUCAGGAUACAACUUUUUGGGAGGGGGGUGAUAAGCGGGUGGGGUGGGAGGGCGGAGGUCAUGGUUUUGUGAUGGUAUAGUUAGAGAUUAAUGAUCAUGUAAAUAGUUAUACAUAUUGUUUUAUGGGAUUUAAAUGAACACGGGAGUAAGAGGUAACUGUAUAAAAAGAGAGAAAAAACAUAAAGAGGAAAGAAUUUUGAAUGCAGAUGUGAUAUGUGAACUUUUUGGAUGGAUGAAAAAGAGAUCACUCUAAAAAAAAUGAUCGAUUAGCUUUGUUACUACGUGAAAUUAAUGAAUGUAUUAAUUUUAUCUGUAAAUAAAGGAGAGUGCAGGAAGGUUGAAAUGAGCGGUCAGGGCUCUUUUUGCUGUUUUGAACGUCAUCUGUCAUAUGUGAGAGAGCCGCUAGAACUUGCCUUGUCUUCCCUACACUGUGUCCAAUAGCCCUUCCAGGUCUACGUUUAAACUACUCCAUACUCAAACAAGAACAACCAGCCUGCCAGCACAGAGAGCCCUGACCCAAUUUUCUCUUCCUCUUUAUGUCCAGACAUUGCUGUUGUGAAGAUAAAAUGUCUGUUUUAUUAAAAGUGCCAUUGAAGCACAACAGUGA
Messenger RNA from Ctenopharyngodon idella (grass carp), 3365 nucleotides. It is a transcript of the gene tmem240a, whose product is annotated as transmembrane protein 240a. NCBI's taxonomy places the organism in Eukaryota, Metazoa, Chordata, Actinopteri, Cypriniformes, Xenocyprididae. The coding region runs from base 1888 to 2415 and encodes 175 amino acids. The transcript has 4 exons. The record is from RefSeq and is a predicted model, not a curated record.